Molecule: messenger RNA, 969 nt
Organism: Acanthocheilonema viteae
Lineage: Eukaryota; Metazoa; Nematoda; Chromadorea; Rhabditida; Onchocercidae
Source: the annotation of a GenBank genome assembly
AUGACCUUUGUUGGCCACGUAAAUGUACGCCAUGCACCGAAUCGUUUUUGCUAUCAGGUACUGGUAACAAAUAAUCAAAUAGAGUUGCUCAUACCACAUCAGGAUUGUCAAGUAAGCAGAACAAGGUCAUUAAGUCCAAUGGGUGUAAUAAUUGCUACAUCAGUGCUAAUUUCAUUUCAUCCUCAUUAUGUUACUGCUGGUGAUCGAAUCUAUCUAUUACGAUGUUUGCAUACUCGUGCAUCAGAUCAAUCGUUAUUUCCAGGAUCAGUUGCACCACCUGCUAUUUCUACCAAUGCUCUUCGUGGAUCGACUUCAAUCCCUCAGUGCGAAUAUCAGAUACGAAGUUUGAAAGAUAAUGAACUUGUGGAUGAAGCAAUUAUCGGUGAAAUGGUCCGCCAUCAUUGGUCUUGUAGCAUUCGUUCGGAUCAAGAAUUAUGUCUUGUUAUCACUAAUUGCUUCGUGAUAGCAGGUGAUUCAAAGUAUCAACUUAUCGAUAAACAAGGAUGUUCCAUGGAUCGUGCCAUUCUUCCGGAUUUGGUCUACAUUGAUAAUAUGAAUGUCGAACAAAACGUAUCCGUUUUUGGCAUUGCUGAAAAACCUUACGUUUAUUUUCAAUGUCAAAUAAGCUUGUUACCGUCAAAAACUUAUCAGUGUGCUAAACCGACCUGUCUUGGUAAUCAUAGGAAUCGGAGAGAUUUACUUUUUAUGAUAGAAAAUGGUGAAACGCUAAUAUUGGACGUUGUUUCGCAAACAGUCGAAAUUCGAGAUUUCGAUAGGCAUUUUGGAAAGAGAAGAUGCCAUCAGUUACCGGAAGCAAUUGUUAAUGAACUGAGUCGUGAUGAUGUUGUUUGCGUAACAUGGAAUUUUUUUGUUCUGAUUGCUCCACUUACUAUUUUGAUAGCACUUUGCGCCGUUAUAGCAGUAACAGCAAUGAUAUUUCGGAAUAUACGUUGUCGUCAAAGGCCAUGA